Molecule: messenger RNA, 1344 nt
Organism: Lolium rigidum
Lineage: Eukaryota; Viridiplantae; Streptophyta; Magnoliopsida; Poales; Poaceae
Product: anthocyanidin 5,3-O-glucosyltransferase-like
Exons: 2
Coding region: 31-1344 (437 amino acids)
Molecular function (GO): UDP-glycosyltransferase activity
Source: RefSeq, a predicted model, not a curated record
CCGUCACUGGGCGUAGGCCAUCUCAACCCCAUGGUGGAGCUGGCCAAGCUCUUCCUCCACCGCGGCCACGCCGUCAUCAUCGCCGUCGUGAACCCGCCCGACAAGGACGCCGUGUCCGCCGACGUGGUAGCCCGCCUCGCCGCCGCCAAUCCCGCCAUCACGUUCCGCCUCCUCCUCGCGCCGUCUUCUUCCGACGAGGAGGAGCAUUUCUCCAGCCCGAUUCUGAAAACCAUCGACGUGCUUCGCCGCGCCAACGCUGAGCUACGAGAGCUCCUCCGCGCGCUCCCCGCCGUCGACGCCCUCGUGGUCGACAUGUUCUGCGUCGACGCGCUUGAUGUCGCCGCCGACCUCGCCAUCCCCGCCUACUUCCUCUACGCGUCCUCGGUCGGCGACCUCGCCGUCAUGUUCCACCUCCCAUACUACUACCCCGCCGCCCCUUCGUCGUUCAAGGACAUGGGCACGACCCCGCUCCACUUCCCCGGCGUGCCGCCCAUCCGUGCGUUGGACAUGUCCACCACGAUGCUGGACCGGGAGAGCGACAUCGCCAAGGAACGGCUGCGCCAGUACACGCGGAUGCCCGAAGCGCGAGGCUUCCUCGCCAACAGCUUCGAUUGGCUGGAGUCGAGGGCUCUCGAAGCACUCAGGCACGGCGUCUGCACCCCUGGCCGCUCGACGCCGCCAGUCUACUGCAUUGGCCCGCUGGUCCUUCCUGCACAAACGUCCGGUGAGAGACACCCGUGCCUCCAGUGGCUUGACGCGCAGCCGGAGCGGAGUGUGGUAUUCCUCUGCUUCGGCAGCUUGGGCACCUUCUCCGCCGCGCAGCUAGGAGAGGUGGCUCGUGGGUUAGAAAAAUCUGGCCACAGGUUCUUGUGGGUGGUGCGCAACCCACCGGAGCACAAGGACGAGUCCGUCUUGGAAGGGUUGCUUCCAGAAGGUUUCUUAGAGAAGACGGCUGAUAGAGGGUUCGUGGUGAAGAACUGGGCGCCACAAGCCGAGGUGUUGCAACACGGAGCCGUUGGUGCGUUCGUGACACACUGUGGGUGGAACUCGGUGCUCGAGGGGAUCGUCUCUGGUGUGCCGAUGAUCUGCUGGCCAUUGUACGCAGAGCAGAGGAUGAACAAGGUGCACGUGGUGGAGGAGAUGAAAGUCGAGGUGGCGAUGGAGGGCUAUGAGAAAGAAAUUGUGAAGGCAGAGGAGGUGGAGGCGAAGGUGAGGCUGGUGAUGGCGUCUGAGGAAGGGAACAAACUCAGAAAAAGGCUCUCGGUAGCCAAGAAGAUGGCGGCCGACGCCCUGAAGAAAGGCGGGUCGUCUGACAUGGCUUUUGAAGAGUUUCUGCGGGACUAG